AGGAGCUCAUAAGCCGUGAAGAUUCCAACAUUCCAGAUGGUUGUUUCCACCUUACGUGCCUCUCACUUGGGCAAACAGCAUGCCAUUAGAGAUCAGCCAUCCAUUUUUGACGUUCUUUCCCAGGAAAGCCUUAUGACGGCGCUAAAGCCAGCCAUGGGGCACGUCAUCAAGUUCCUCGCUGUCAUGUACUCACAUCGAUUCCAAACGGCUCAUCGAUACUACGACGAACUGUAUUUGCUCUUUGAUCUCUUGCUUCAAAACCAGUACCUCAAGAAAUAUGGUGCAUCAUUUUCGGAAAACUUCUAUGGUAUGAAGAGGAUAGUCAAUUCAACGGGUGUGCCUCCUGUGCGAACCAAUGAUCGCCUUCGUUCGCUCAUUGUUUUAGUACUGUGGCCAUAUGUUAGGGACAAGUUUGACAAAUGGCAUGAGAUUUGGAUUGACAGACUUCGAGCAGCUAGCGCUAGGACAGCAGACAUUCGAGUGAAACUCGCUCGAUUAUUCGUUCGUCUAUGGCCUGUCAUCAAAUCGUUUCUCACAUUUGCGACCAUGCUACUUCAGUUGUUGUACAUUGUGAAUCGUUCUUCCGUGCAUUCCCCAUUUCUCUGGCUAGCUGGCGUUAGGUUAGAAAAGUUAACGGCUCAAGAUAUGGAAGCUUUUGAAUACAUCCCUCUUCACUUGCAAGGAUCAGGAAUUUUCAAUCGACUGUGGCGUUUCCUCCUCGCCUUCCCAGGCGUAUUUUCGAGAUUGUUUGGAUACGGUCUAUUCUUUAUUCAAUUCAUUGACUUCAUGUACAACAGUGAAUUCGGCUCACAGCUUAUUCGGAAAAAUCCGCGCGGUCACGCACCUCCGGCUCCUCACAAACUUCUGACUGAAUCGAGUGUUCUAAUGCUGGACACGAACAAAUGCCCACUUUGCAUGAGAAAAAGGACAAAUGAUACAGCAUUAUCAGUAUCCGGUUAUGUGUUCUGUUAUUCUUGUAUAUAUGAUCACGUCAACCAGUUCAAAACGUGUCCAGUGACGGGUUUGCCGGCUACCGUAAAUGAGCUCAUUCGGCUGUACAUACACUAAUGCAUGUGAUUUUUCUCACGAAUA
Molecule: messenger RNA, 1092 nt
Organism: Cylicocyclus nassatus
Lineage: Eukaryota; Metazoa; Nematoda; Chromadorea; Rhabditida; Strongylidae
Source: the annotation of a GenBank genome assembly